AUGUCCCCCAAUAAACCCGGCCAUGCUUCAGGCCGGGACGCGGUUUUCUGGUCGGGAGAAAUGAACGCAUAUCUUAUUGAUUCGCUGCUUUACCAGCAAGACAUUGGGAACAGGGGUGAGUCCAAAUUCUCAACGGUGGCAUAUGAUAGCAUCAUCAAUGGUGUCGGUGAUAAGUUCGGGGUGGCAAUUGACCGGAACAAUAUAAAAAAUCGCCUAAAGUAUAUCAAGGAAUCGUUCCAUGAGUGUAGGAACCUCCUUGGUGAAGAUACUCGGUUUAGGUGGUGCUCAGAGACCCGAAAAUUCAAUGCCGAUCCAAAUGUUUGGAGGGAAUUGAUCGAGAGAAAACCGGAAGCAAAGAAAUGGAUGAUGAAGACGAUUGACCAUUAUGAUAGGUUAAUGGUGCUAUUUGGUAAGGAUAGGGAGAAACGUCCAGAUGUCGAGAAUUCAAAAGGUACCGCGAAGAAAAAGGCGCGAACAGAACCACCAAAGGAGAGACUUCAUCGUACUCCAUUAAAUGGCAAGGAGUCAGCUGUUGCCGAAAGUUCAGAUAAGAAGGUGGACAAAAUUGAGAUCCCUGAUGAGAUAAUAACAAAUGUGGAACUUGAUUUGUCAGAAUCGUGCAGAACUGAUAAUGGCAUUGUUGCCAUACCUGUUCGUGCCAAUUCAUACGGUAAAGGUUUGCCCUAUGCUCCUGAAAAUUGGCCACGCUCUGGAGACAUGUGGCACUGGAAAGUUGGAAGCAGGGCUUCUGGAGCAGGCCAUUGGGCUGACAGGUAUCUUACGCCGCCAUCCCGUUUUCGUGACGCUACUCCUAAGAAGUUAGGAUUUGCAAGUAGAGUACAAGUUGAAGAAUUUGUUAAGAGAGAAUUUCCGGAUGUCGAUCCUAGCACAUUCUUUUCUAUGUUUAUCUGGAAGAUCCCUGCUGAAGGAUACAGGACCCAAAAAGGUUAA
Molecule: messenger RNA, 951 nt
Organism: Miscanthus lutarioriparius
Lineage: Eukaryota; Viridiplantae; Streptophyta; Magnoliopsida; Poales; Poaceae
Source: the annotation of a GenBank genome assembly